UGAAUAUUUGUCUUGGAACCUUUCCUGGUAAAUAAUGAGUAAUACCCUCUAUAACCAUUGUACCAAGUUAAUUCAGUCGAUACAAAAGGAUCUGGACGAAUUUGAGCGUGGUGUUGAAGAUGAAAGCAACGCUAUAUCACUGGCUGGUAUCCAAGGCCAAAUAUCGGCAUCUUUUCUUUCUCUAACUCGCUCUAUCGAGGAUUACAAUAGCAUGGUGAAGCGAGAAUUGAUACCUGCGAAGAAAAAUAAAGCCACUGUGCGUGUUCAAGAGUUUCGUCAAAAACAUUCCCAAUUAUCGGAGCAUUUUGAGCAACUAAAGGUCCAAGUUCGCGAGGCUGCCCAUGCAAAAAAUAGAAGGGAUUUGUUUGGAAGAAGAGGAUAUGCGAAUGCAGCUCCCGACAACCCUUACGGCGAAAAUGCAAUGACGGAUGCUGAAGUCGUUGAGAAUGGCUUGCCCAACAUCACCAGGCAGGAAGGGCUUUUACGUGAAAAUGAUUUCUUAGGAAGGGCAGAAACCCAGAUUGACGAGUAUUUAGAACGCGGCCGUUUGCUACUUGGUGACUUGGUUGAACAAAAAACAAUUUUAAAGUCGACAAAGAAGAAGAUACUUGAUGUAGCAAAUACGUUGGGCAUAACACGGACGACGCUCUCAGCUAUCAACAGGCGUUCAAGGCAAGACAAAGUCAUAUUUUAUUUGGGUGCAGCUUUUGUCUUUCUGUGUUUUUAUUUAAUUGUUCGAUGGUUACGCUGAACCCCUAAAGAAAACUUCUCUAUGGGUAUGACAACUUUUUUACUAAACAUACAACGAAUCAUGUGCUACCGCAAAUUUGAAAUCCUCCUUGGAGUUUUCUUUCAAACCUUUAUUGAGAACACUCGUUCUUCGACCAUAACGGAUUUUUCACCAUCUCUAUCCUUUUUCAAAGCAUGGCCUGUCAUAAUGAACUACUCUUCUGCUUACAGUGUUCUUCUGUCUUAACUGCUCGUCAGGACAAACGUAUUUCUCAUGAUAUCUGUUCAAACGAUCGGUCUUCAACGACUUCUUCCUGGAAAAAUGAAUAGUAAAAGCGAGGAUGAAUCAGAUUUUGGGCAGCAUAUUUUCUAUAUUUCUAUUUCCUUCCUUUUUCGUGUAUAUAGUCUUCAAUUUUAAUAAUUGUUAGCGUAGCCCUCAGAACUUCGAUAUUAUAAUAUUACAAACCUCGUAUUUAUUUACACCACCA
Molecule: messenger RNA, 1217 nt
Organism: Schizosaccharomyces cryophilus OY26
Lineage: Eukaryota; Fungi; Ascomycota; Schizosaccharomycetes; Schizosaccharomycetales; Schizosaccharomycetaceae
Product: SNARE Bos1
Exons: 3
Coding region: 35-751 (238 amino acids)
Biological process (GO): vesicle fusion; endoplasmic reticulum to Golgi vesicle-mediated transport
Cellular component (GO): late endosome membrane; endoplasmic reticulum membrane; Golgi apparatus
Molecular function (GO): SNARE binding; SNAP receptor activity
Source: RefSeq, a predicted model, not a curated record